UUUUUUUUACAAUUAAUGAAGCUAUGUUGUAAAAAAGAGAGUAUUUUCAUUGUGAAAUAUAUAUUGAUUAAAAUGCUGAUCUCAAAUUGAUGAGUUUGUGAUUAUUGCAAUGAACUAUGUUUAAUCUGGUGCCACAAUUUUUUGUGACGUCAAAGAUAGACAUCAUUUAAUGACGACGUCACGGACAUUGUUAUUCAUAUCAAUACUCCGAAGGGAAUUGUGUGAGAAUUGUGAUCUGAAACUUUCUAUUUGGUUUGGUUAAUCUAUAAUUUUAUCGCGACACUGAUUUAUGACGUCUCAGUAGUGUUAUUACAUAUGUAUCUUACGAUCUUACGAUUCAUGUAUUUUGGUAAUAUGUUUUUCGUAACCGUAACCGUACCUGACCAGGGUUGGGGGUGAGGAGGUCACUGUCUUGUGAUCUUCUUCUGACUCAGCAGAAUUUCUAGUACAAGGUUAGAAGGUUUCCCUCAUAUUUGUUCUUAGUACUGUGUUGUACCAAUCGCGACGCGUAUUAAAUAAAUAUAACUUAAGUUUUUAAUUCAAUUCAGCGUGACACAAAAUCACAAUAACCGCGCUAGUGUCUUCAGAUGUAUCGACGUAUAUCAUGAAUUAUGUAUAAGUCAUGGAUGACAAGGAAGAUUACAGAAGUGCUAUACAAAUAAUAAUAUAGGUAAGGCAAGGAAUACUAAAAGAAGUCGCUAACAGAUAUUGUGAAUUUUAUGCUUUACCUAACUACAAGUGACGCGAUUGUUCUUAAAAGUAUAAGUAUUUGCAGUCGAUCAUUGUGCAUCUGUUGAUCACUCCCCAAUCGUGUACACACAAAUAUUCAUUUUCGAACUAAGCAGUAUCAUGGAUGAGCUGCCAAGCGCUAACUGUACUGAUACAAUGAUUUGAAGCGCGAAAGACAGCUUUGGUGAGUACAUGUUUUUUGUAGUGUGUUCAAAGUUCAAACAUUUUUAACAUUCAAGCACAUAUUUAAUCAUAAUAUUGUCAUGUUUAUUUCCCCUACAGCUGGUAUGAAGCGCUCUUCCAAUAAAUAAUUCUGAAUAAAACGCUGAAGGUUCGGGGGUGGUAGUGUUGACGAAGUUAAUUUAAGCAGCCGCGAGAAAGAUGGAUAGCCGAUGGAAGUGAAUGUCAACACGCAGAGUUAUUAAGAAACAAACACAAAUAUUUCCGGAUAUAUUUCAAAGCUUUUCUUCCACGAUUUAUGUGUAUCCAGUAGUCUUGUUGAAUGAGGACUGUUAAAGGGUCUGAUGUAUUUCUCCCUAAUCGUCCGUAGCAAAUGGGCAAAUAGAGAGAUUAUAUGUUAUCAAACAAGUCGCAUAUAUAUGCCCAUUGCCUAUUUACCCGUGCAGAAGCGGGGCAAUAAUAUAUAUGCUGUAUCUCACUGCAUGUCCCAAGAGGGGACAGAUUAUGAAGGUCCCUGCAUGACCGGGGUGAUUUCUCCUUUGUCUUCUGUAAGUGGACAUUGGAGAGCCCAAGAGUAUCCAACUACAUGUUGAUCGUAGAGAGCGACUACCUACCGUCUUACCUACCUUCCUCCCUACAUGCAUAAUUAAUUCUUCAUGAAUAUUCAUUCUUUAGAACUAAGCUGUUAUCUUUAAAAAGUAAAUCUUGUUAAAAAUUUAGUUAAGGGAAACAUGAUUUAGUAUAUUAUGUUUAAACAUAUUUACUAAUCCAAACCCACGCCCUUUGACUCAAUCUGAUAUUACACUGUUCAUAAAUCACUUGUAUAUUUGACAAAAUAAUUAAUGGAUUAUUAGAUUUGAUAUUUUUUAACUAUCAUUAUGCUAAUCAUUCAAUUUUACUUGAAAACUUGAUUUUGCAGGUAUACUGCCUCUGUGUAAACCAGAAACGCUUAAUCUAAAAGACGUAUGAAAAUGAUGCAAGUAUGAAGGGAUCUACAGACAGGUUGGAUCCACUAAAGUCAGCUCAACCUCCAGACGGGGGAUGGGGGUGGGUGGUGAUGUGUUCAGUCUUUAUGAUAAGUUUUGUUGCUGACGGGGUCAAUCUAACUUUUGGAGUAUUCUUCUCGGAAUAUCUGUCCUUCUAUGGAGAAAGCAAAGGAAAAACUCAAAUGCUCCACUCUGUAUCGAUUGGAACCAUGUUUGGCACAGGUCCUUUGGCAGCAGCCCUAGUGAACAAGUUUGGUACCCGAAGAGUUACCAUUUCUGGAUCGAUAAUAUUCGGUGUCGGGAUUUUUCUCUCCACCUUUUCUCCUAAUCUCGACAUAAUGAUCCUGCUGUAUGGCAUCGUCGGGGGAUUUGGAUUUGGGCUGAUGUACAUACCCUCCAUAGUGAUCGUGGGUAUCUACUUCGACAAACGCCGGGCCCUAGCUACUGGGAUCGCGAUGUGUGGAUCAGGGAUAGGGUGUUUUGCCUUCGCUCCUAUAUACGAGGUAUUGCUGACGAAAUAUGGAUGGCGUGGUGCCUUGUUGAUCAUGUCAGCCAUCACGCUCAAUGGAACUGUCGCUGCCUCUUUAUUCCGGCCGUUGGGCCGAUCGUGUCAAAAGUCUGAACAAAAUGAAUCUAAUACCUGUAAUGACGGUGAACAGGUGACCAGGAUCACGUGGAACAAAUGCUGUACACAUGUAUGCGCUAUUUUGACCGAUGUAUUUGACACGUCACUAUUAUCGCGACCCGUUGUCGUCGUGAGUGCGUUAUCUAGUUUUCUUUUCAUGUUAGGAUCAUUCGUUCCAUACAACUUUUUACCGGCGCUGGCUAAUGAUCUACACCUGUCAACAUUUGAAAGCUCACUUCUGAUAUCAAUUAUAGGUAUAUCGGACACUAUGACGCGAAUCCUUGUUGGAUACAUAUCCGACAAACCCUGGGCGAACAGCAUCCUGAUUAACAAUGUCGUUCUCAUUACUGGGGGCGUGGCUACGAUAUUUGUGCCAUUCUAUGGGCAGUUUGAAGUCUUGGCUGUCUAUGCCAUAGUUACCGGAGCGACCAUAGGAGUAUUCAUGACCCUGAGGACGAUCAUCAUGGUGGAGCUGCUGGGUAUACAGAACUUGUCAAGGUCAUAUGGUCUGAUGUCUCUGAGCAUGGGGAUAUCGUCCUUCGCUGGUUCUCCCAUAGGAGGCGCCUUGUCCGAUUGGAGAGGAGAUUACGAUAUAGUUUUCUAUGCAGCCGGUAUCUCCAUGGCACUAUCCGGUGUUAUUGGACUGUCCCUCCAACGAAUCGCAAAAUGGGAAAAUAAAAGGCACGUUGACAUCAGCGACUAUAAUGAGCCAAAACAAGAGACUAACAUCAAAUUAGCAUACAUCAAAACAAACGGCUACCUUGGUGAAAAAUACUAGGCCUGUCAAAUCGGCCAGCCAAUAUGAGGACACCGCACUAUGUCAACGUACUCGAGAUGGAUUCUGUCUUGUUUUGUACAGAUGUUGCAAAGUUGUAUUCAUCAAAUAUUGAAAAAUGUCUUAUUAAUAUCAAUCAAAAAUGUUUAACCCCAGUCUCCC
Pecten maximus is the source of this 3457-nucleotide messenger RNA. Its product is annotated as monocarboxylate transporter 9-like. The record is from RefSeq and is a predicted model, not a curated record. The transcript has 6 exons. Gene Ontology annotation, molecular function: monocarboxylic acid transmembrane transporter activity. Bases 1892 to 3298 code for a protein of 468 amino acids. Gene Ontology annotation, biological process: monocarboxylic acid transport; transmembrane transport. Lineage: Eukaryota; Metazoa; Mollusca; Bivalvia; Pectinida; Pectinidae.